AUGGAGGAGCAAGCUGCUCACCACCUGCUGAACGUAGUAGAGGAAAGAGGUCUAAAAGUUGAUUUGGACAAAAUCCUCCUGAGCUUCGAAGAUGCAGAUACAAAUCACAAAGCUGCGGCAUGGAUCGAGGAAUACCUACACCAAGACACUUUACUGACCAGGGAGGAGUUGGAGCUGUACCAGACACUGAAGAAAAAGGGGCUGUUGCAUCAGUAUGAGGGCGAGGGUGGACCCUCGAGACCCAUCCUGGACCACGAAAUCGCCUCAGCUAUUGAAUCUCUGCAGAGCUCGACUAGUGCAAUUGAGGCACAGUGCAAGGUGCUCGAGGCGCAAAAGGAUGCGUUGAUGAAGCUGAAGGCGCUUGACAAGCCUAACCUGGAUGUUGAACAUGCACGAAACGAGAGGAAGAGGAAAGAGGGUCAAGAGAAGGCAAGGUUGGAUGUUUCUGUUGAUGAUGUUGCUACAUCAAUUACUGAGCAGUUGGCGGAUGCACAGCGAGAGAGCGAGGCCGACAAGUCUACGCUAAAGAGCUACCUGUCGGAACGCUUUGCAUCCGACGACCAAAUUCUGAGCAAGCUGCCUGGACUAUUAUCCCAGAUCAUGACGGAGCCAGAAGUCAGCGAAGAUGAAAGGUCGAUUGAGCAGUGGUGCAAGGCUAUUAUUUCCUUCCGCACUGCUGAAAUCAAGGCGCGCGUAGACACCAUCUACCUGACCCACGUCGGUGGAGGUGGGCAAAGCGGGACUUCUGAUGAACCAGAGGCGGAGUUCAAGGAAAGGAAAGCGGCGUUGCAAGCCGAACUGGAGGAAUUGCAUUCAGAAAUUGCUUCUGUCGCGACCAUGGUUGUUGAGCACGAGAUUCGCAAGCCAAUGGCGGAUGUUAAGGAACGCAAGGACAGGAAUAUGAGGCAGGCGCGAACUGCAUGGCUCAACUACGUCUUGUCCACGCUUGAAUACAUGGGCAGACGGCUGGAUACCGUUGCAGCAAAGACAAAACAAGACGACGAAUUCCAACAAGCACUGGCACACGUACAAGCCGCAGCAGCAAAGCGCAUGCCCGACAUGGAUGUGGCACCUGCACCGACACCUGCACACAAACGAGCGAAAUCGUCCGUGGCAGCCUUCACGCCCAUGGUCAAGCUCAGGCCCAACAAUGCACUCGAUCUGCCGGUAGCGCUGCAAGAUGCGCUUCGACACGCCGGCAUCUCGUUCAACCACGACAAGAUUGAGAGCCUGCAGGACUCGCUGAUGCAGGCUCAGAUGGAACGCGGCAAGAAGCUGCAGGAGCACUAUGAAUCUUCGGCAAUGGGCACGCACGAGAAGCUGGCGGAGCAGUCGAGCAAAGCGGACAGUGACAUGGAUGUCAUCAUGGCCGCUCUAUACAAGCACGCACCGUUCGGGACGAUCAGGCUGACUAAUGGCAAAGUAGAUGCACAGGUGAAGAAGAUGGAGGCGGAGCUCGAGGACAAGGACCGGGAGCUGCUAGAGGCAGAAGGCAACGAGCUAAGCCUGAGCGACGCCAAGGUUCGGGCAUUUGUUGCAAAGUACGGCAGAUAG
Bipolaris zeicola 26-R-13 is the source of this 1554-nucleotide messenger RNA. RefSeq lists its product as uncharacterized. Lineage: Eukaryota; Fungi; Ascomycota; Dothideomycetes; Pleosporales; Pleosporaceae. The transcript is spliced from 4 exons. Bases 1 to 1554 code for a protein of 517 amino acids. The record is from RefSeq and is a predicted model, not a curated record.